UGAGGGUGAGAGAGACAUAUAUAUUUAAACGCAGGCUCCAGGCAGACUUGUUCGCGGGCGGCUAACUGCCUUGUGAAAUGUAAGCCUUUCUGCUUCGCUCAAUGUAUAUAAGAUGCUGCGAAGAGGGAUCUCUACAAGAGUGUCAUACUGCGUGGCUUUUCUGAUCGUUUCAAGUAUUCGUAAGGGAGCGUUUUGCACAGAGGAUAUCAGGACAUCAUGCCAGGAGCGAGACGUUCUUCCCAGGAACAUCGUGAAUGAGGUUCGAGAAUAUGCCCCAGUCAUACAUUCCAUCAUCAAUGAGGUUGUGCGCGGCUCUGAGCGAAACAAGACCUACGAAGAGCUGGCAUUUUUUGUCGACACCUAUCGUACAAGAUUCACUGGUACAGCUACAUUAGAGAGAAGCAUAAACUACAUGGUCAAGUUGCUCAAGCGUCGCCGCCUCGACAAUGUGCACACGGAGCCAGUGAGAGUACCGCGUUGGGUUAGAGGAUCUGAAGAGGCUUGGAUGAUGUCACCGCAAUUGAAGAAGCUGCCCGUUUUAGGACUCGGAUACAGUGCGGCCACGCCUCGUCGCGGUAUUACUGCACCAGUCCUAGUCGUAGACUCGUUCGAAGAACUGCGGAAAAAUCGCCAAAAGGUGGUUGGCAAGAUUCUCGUCUUCAACCAGAAGUUCGUUUCCUACAGUGCGUCGGCAAGGUACAGGAAGCAAGGUCCAGCCGAAGCGGCAAAAGCUGGUGCUGUCGCCGUCCUAGUACGCUCGGUGACGCCAUUUUCCAUAGCGUCUCCGCACACAGGGUCCACGGAGUUUACCGAGAAAAGUAAUCGCGUACCAGCCGCAAGCAUAACGGUUGAAGACGCCGAGUUGUUGAAACGGCUGCAGAACCGAGGCAUAACUCCUGUCGUCAAGCUGAUCAUGCGCAACAAGGAUCUGCCUCCAGUUAUCUCCAGAAAUACGGUAGCCGAUAUAACCGGAAGAGAAAAACCUCGUGAGGUCGUCAUCGUCAGCGGCCACAUCGACUCCUGGGACGUUGGCCAAGGCGCCAUGGACGACGGCGGAGGUGCGUUCAUUUCUUGGCGGGCAGUGGACGUGCUCCGCCAGCUCGGGUUGCGGCCACGUCGCACUGUCCGCUCGAUCUUGUGGACAGCCGAAGAGAUGGGCCUCAUAGGUGCUGCGCAGUACUUCAAGGAUCACGGGGACGAAAAGAAGGAACGCGUGAACAUCGCCAUGGAGUCCGAUAUGGGAACCUUCAGGCCGAUGGGGCUCGGAUUCAGCGGACACAGUGAACGCGCAAAAUGUGUGAUUGCGGAAGUGCUCAGCCUCUUCAGCGACAUAAAUGCCACCGAACUGAGGACAGGAGCAGACGCACCAGACCUCGUGCAAUGGAUUUCAGCAGGAUUUCCGGUCGCGUCACUUACGACGGACAAUGGGAAAUACUUCUAUUUCCACCACACGGAUGGUGACACGAUGACUGUUCACGACCCGCUCAUUCUAGACCUCUGCACUGCCCUGUGGGCUGGCGUUGCGUACGUUCUUGCUGAUCUGCAAGACAGUCUGCCUCGGAGAUAAAUGUAGACACGGAGCGCUUCUAUUGCUUUGUGCUUUGAGGCAUUCAUGCAGCUUCAGACUUUCGUACGCACAUCUUCUCCUGCAUAUUUAGUUGUCUGUUUUUACAGCCACCGAACGGCGCUUGUCGCACUAGAAAAAGUCAGUGGUCUCAAAUUUUCAAAAGUGGCUUUUCUAAACGGUACUAUUAUCUGGUAUAUAGCCUGUGAGUGCUGCCGGUGUACCAUUUAGACAAUAAAAAUAUAUGAGCUAUGGAGCUAACAGUGAACAGUACUACACGCGGGCGGGCUGUUGUACGUACAGUGCUUAACCUUUCUAGAAGGCUUCUACGACCGGUACGAAAGGCUCCAAGAUUUCUUCACUAUUUGUAUAAUCUAAUUAAGAAACGGAAUAAUAAUUAAAGGAGCCAUAUAUCAGAAUGUCCAACGGAAGCAGAAGUGAUAUAUCGGGAAUACGCUUGAGCGCGAACCAAACCUGAACCGCAAAAGAAGACAGUAACGUUCACUGGUUCGGCACGAACGCUUCCAGCGUAAAAGGUGACAACGGGCGCUGAAUAUAUGGCACACUUCCCUGAACGACUUCUUCAAUUGGCUCACCCUACUAGGUUAUUGUUACGACUCACGACUUGCGUUGCGUGUGAGAAUGGGGAUAGAUGAUGGGUACGUGCUGGUCAAUAUAGCCACAUCGGCAGAGAGGCUUGCAUUUCUGAAGUAGGCCUUGCCAGUGGCGCUCCCCGGGUAUCAGGGGUUCGGCGGGAUCAGCACUUCUAGUUACGUUCCCAAUUCUGCCGUCAUGUCAACUUGUUACUAAACCUAGAUAAACAUGAAUAGCGGAAAAGACGAGGUCUUCACGGAGGGAUAUAAACAAGUAUAGCGACAUGACUUACUGCAACCAUAACCUGCGGUCGCUAAUGCAUGCCGUCACCUUCUCAGACCGCGGUUACCGCGCCUGUCAAAGGCGCGCGAAAUCCGCUUUUGCUACGCGUCAUGGCUCAAAGCAUCAUUUCGUAUUUGGCCAGGUAGAGUCAACCGUUUUUUGACUUGUAGAAGUUUCUCGUGGGGCGCAAUGUGCAUGGUCUUGAAUGCUUUGUCCGCACAUCGCCCCCCCCCCC
Molecule: messenger RNA, 2675 nt
Organism: Dermacentor andersoni
Lineage: Eukaryota; Metazoa; Arthropoda; Arachnida; Ixodida; Ixodidae
Product: carboxypeptidase Q-like
Biological process (GO): proteolysis; peptide catabolic process
Molecular function (GO): metallodipeptidase activity
Source: RefSeq, a predicted model, not a curated record